AUGGAGGAAGUUCCCGAUACUGCCCAGCAUUUUAUCGAAUGUGAAACGAAACUAUGUAGGAACUACUCUGAUUUCUACUGCAAUACCUGUCAUCAAAAAUUGUGUGACCUGUGCAGAGAGGCACAUCAACAGGAAAUCGACAACAGUCAUGACGUUGUAUCUUUUCUUGAGAGAAAGAGAAAACUUCCUUCAGAAAAAUGUCAAGUCCACAUUAUUGAAGAUUUAAGUGUCUAUUGUGACGACUGUCAGACUCCUGUUUGCUUAUUAUGCGUUGCAAAAUAUCACAAUGGUCAUGAACAGAGUGACCUUGAAACUGUCUACAAUGAAACUCUUCUGCAAUGUAAAAAUAAACUGACAGAUAUUUGGAAAACAGUUAUUCCUAUUGUUAAAGACAAUUUACUUUCACUCAGUGAGAAAAGAGAACAUGCGAGUAAAGAAAUUGCCAAGUUAAGACUUCUCAUGAAGAAGAGGGCAGAUGAAUUCAAGGAAGCUGUGGACUCAAUAUAUGUAGACAAUAAUAAAAAACUGGACCAAAUUAAAAAUUCUAUUCUAGAUGAUCUAGACAAGCAGCAGAAGAAAUCAGAGGAUUAUAUUAAUGAACUGACAAAUCUAAAUACAGACUAUGAGAGAAAAAUAUCUUCAAUGAAACCCUCUGAAGUUACAAAAUUCAACGCAGAAAUUUCAUUAGCUACUAUGAACAUGCCUAAUCCCAGACCAACUUCACUCCCUAUUUUUACACCAGGUAUUCUAGAUAAAGAAGAAAUAGCCAUACAGUUUGGUGAAAUCAAAAAGAAUUCAUUUGAAGAGAAUAUUAAGAAAAAUGCAAUGAAACUUUCCUCGUCUGUCACAUCAGUACAAAGCAUUACUGUCCCUGAACUAAGUGAGAUUUCUCAUGUAACGCCUAUGGUCUCUGAUAAAUUUUGGGCAAAUGAUUACAACGGAAACCUUAUUCAAUCUAACAUGGAGGGACACAUCUUACAGAAACUGAAAAUCAGUUCAAUUGGUGCCCGCUGUGUCCACGCAGUCACGAUGAGGGGAGAACUACUUUACACAGAUAUAAGAAAGAGAACCGUCUACAGAGUGACAAGUGACAUGACCAGCAGUAACCUAAUUUACACAGAUGACUGGAAACCAGUCGCCAUUUACUCUUCUCUCAUUAAUGGACACAUAUUGCUGGGGAUGCUCAGAGAUGAUAUCAAGAAAAUCGCUAGAUACAGUAGGAAAGGGAAAAAGCUACAGGAUAUUUCGGAUGAUGAAAGUCAAACUGUGCCCCUCGGUAUAUUCUAUAUCACAGAGAACAUUAAUGGUGACAUUUGUACAUCAGACUACUGUAAGGUUGUGGUGUUAACCGGAUCUGGAAAGUACAGGUUUUCUUACCCUGAUCAACAAUCCCAAUUUAGUUUCCGUCCGUACGGAAUCUGUACAGACGUCAUGGGACAUAUUUUAAUGUGUAAUGGCUAUUUUCAUAACCAUAGCUCCUGUGUCCACCUUCUGGACAAAGAUGGUCGAUUCAUUUCUUUCAUACUCUCACCAGUUACAUGUCCACGCAAACCCCGUGCUCUCUGUAUUGAUGACCAACACAAUCUCUGGUUGGGAAGUGAGAGUAGUUCUUCAGUCAAUGUUUACAAGUAUAUCCAGAGCACGAACAAAUAA
This is a messenger RNA of Saccostrea echinata, 1653 nucleotides long. RefSeq lists its product as uncharacterized. Lineage: Eukaryota; Metazoa; Mollusca; Bivalvia; Ostreida; Ostreidae. The transcript has a single exon. Bases 1 to 1653 code for a protein of 550 amino acids. The record is from RefSeq and is a predicted model, not a curated record. Gene Ontology annotation, molecular function: zinc ion binding.